Messenger RNA from Rotaria sp. Silwood1, 855 nucleotides. The record is from the annotation of a GenBank genome assembly. NCBI's taxonomy places the organism in Eukaryota, Metazoa, Rotifera, Eurotatoria, Philodinida, Philodinidae.
AUGAGUUUUCUUAUUUCCAUAUUCAUUCUUGUCAUAGUCUGCAUUCGUAUUCAUCCAUUAUUAUCAAAUGUUCCAAUUCUUCUCACAUGUAAUACAUACUCCACUCUACUCUUAGGCGCUUUAUUAAUGUUAAUUAUAUAUAGUUAUAAUAUAUAUGGUAGUUUGAAUAGUUUCAAUUCUCUUAAUAAUUAUUUAUGUCAAUUACGUGGAUAUUUUAUUCAUGUAUUUAUAUGUUCAUUUUAUUAUUCAUGUGUUCUUCAAGCUAUUUUUCGAUUAUUUCGUGUAGUCUUCUAUAAACAAAAAAAUUUACAAUCAUCUUAUCUUUUUUUUAUUGGAAUAUUUAUUCAAUGGCUUAUAUCUUUUCUUUAUAUUCUAAUACAUCUUCUUACAAAUAAUUUUGAAUAUUUCUCGUUUACAUAUAGUUGUUGGAUUUCAUUUAAAAAUAUUCGUGCACUUUUUCAUGCUUUACUUAUCAUGUAUAUUGGUCCUAUAUUAAGUAUAUGUUUAAUGUAUGCUUAUAUCAUUCGAUAUAUUCGUCAAACAAAUCAUAUUCGACAACAACGAAAACUUCAUAAUAAACAAGAUUUAUUUAUUCUUAAACGUAUAGUUAUUCUUGUACUUGUUGCUAUGGGUAUUGGUAUAGCUACUAUAUUUACAUUAAUUAACUAUAUGAUAACUGAUUAUUUAAUUCCAAUAGCUUAUCAUUUACAAGGUUUAAGUAUAACAGGUGGAUUCUUGAUGGGAUCUAUUGGUUUUAUAUUUAUUACACCACAAAUAUAUGAAAUAUUACGAAUGAAAAAACGUAAAAUAAAUCCUACAGUUAUGAUUAAAGUUAUACAUCGAAAAUCCUACUAA